Messenger RNA from Panicum virgatum (switchgrass), 585 nucleotides. RefSeq names its product cysteine synthase-like. Lineage: Eukaryota; Viridiplantae; Streptophyta; Magnoliopsida; Poales; Poaceae. Gene Ontology annotation, molecular function: cysteine synthase activity. The record is from RefSeq and is a predicted model, not a curated record. Bases 1 to 585 code for a protein of 194 amino acids. The transcript is spliced from 5 exons. Gene Ontology annotation, cellular component: cytoplasm.
AUGUAUCUGAUUGUAAACGGACCUGAGAUUUGGAAGGACACUGCUGGCAAGGUGGACAUAUUUGUAGCUGGUUCUGGCUCAGGAGGUACGGUAUCUUGUGUUGAAAAGUAUCUGAAGAUGCAAAACCCAGGUAUCAAGAUCAUCUGUGUUGAGCCUACAGAGAGUCCAGUUGUUUCAGGUGGAGAACCUGGCAAACAUAAAAUCCAGGGCAUAGGACCAGGAUUUAUACCUGAAGUACUGGACACCUCGGUUAUUGAUGAUGCUGUCACAGUGACCACUGAGGAGGCGAUAGGGAAUGCAAGGAGGCUGAGGAAGGAAGAGGGCCUCCUUGUGGGCAUAUCUUCUGGAGCAAACUUGGCAGCUUGCUUGAAGGUCGCGUCGAGGGAAGAAAACAAGGGGAAGAUGAUUGUCACCAUGUUCCCAAGCCGGGGCGAGAAAUACAUGAACUCCGACCUAUUUGCAGAUGUGAGAGAGGAGUGUAUUGCAAUGACAUUUAGAUCUCAACAGAAGAGGGCUGUCCUCCAAAGUUCCAGCCGACAAACGCCCAAUCGGCAUCUGCUAUAUGUCGUAGCUCAUAUACAGUGA